AGAAGAGUUUUAUCAUUAAUAAUAAUAUAAGUUAUAAUUAAUAACAAAAAAGAAGUGAGGAGUGGGAGCAAAUCCAAAUCAAAUGGGUUCCCUCGCCCCUCCCCGCUCUCCGCCACCCGCGAUGGCCGCCCAGGUCGGCGGCGCCGCCCAUAGCAAACAUCCGACCCCGCUAUGCGCCGAGGGGCUCCGGCGUCUCUUCGAGGCGCAGCAGCGGCACCUGAACCACUUCUUCGACAAGCUGGACCUCGAGCAGGCACUGGCCUUCGCCCAGGCCCUCCUCGACGCCCCCGGCGGCGUCUUCUUCUCCGGCGUCGGUAAGUCCGGCCUCAUCGCCCGGAAGCUCUCCCAGACGCUCGCCUCUCUUGGCUUCGCCCGCGCCGCCUUCCUCCCCCCGGUGGACGCCCUCCACGGCGACAUCGGCGCCCUCUGCGCCGCGGACGUCCUCGUCCUCCUCUCCAAGUCGGGGUCCUCCGACGAGCUCCUCCGCCUCGUGCCCUGCGCGCGGGCCAAGGGGGCAUUCCUCGUGUCGAUGACCUCCGUGGAAGGCAGCCGCCUCGCCGCGCUCUGCGACAUGCACGUCCACCUGCCCCUGGAGCGGGAGCUCUGCCCCUUCGAUCUGGCCCCCGUGACGUCGACGGCGAUCCAGAUGGUGUUCGGCGACACCAUCGCCGUCGCCCUCAUGGCCGCCCGCCGCCUCACCAAGGAGCAAUACGCCGCCAACCACCCCGCCGGCAAGAUCGGCAAGCGCCUCAUCUUCAAGGUGAAAGAUGUCAUGAAGAAGCAGGAGGAGCUUCCAAUCUGCAAGGAAGGAGAUCUCAUAAUAGAUCAGCUCAUAGAGUUGACAAGCAAAGGGUGUGGAUGUUUGCUUGUUGUGGAUGAUGAGCACCAUAUGAUCGGGACAUUUACAGAUGGCGAUCUCCGGCGUACACUCGGAGAUAGUGGUGAGGCAAUCUUCAAGAUCACAGUGGGUGAAAUGUGCAACAGAUGCCCGAGAACAAUCAGCCCUGAUGCGAUGGCAGUGGAAGCAAUGCAGAAAAUGGAGUCACCUCCAUCUGCUGUGCAGUUUUUGCCCGUGGUCGACCAUCAGAACAUUGUGAUUGGGAUUGUUACCCUCCACGGACUGGUUUCUGCAGGCCUGUAAAUUUAGUGCCAUGUAUGCUCUGUCCUCCCUUCUUUGUGUGUUUCUAAGUCACCAGGGUCCUAAGCUCCAAGGGUCUUGAGAAUUAAUGCUGUGUUUGUUAGGUCCUUCUGUUGAUCUGGUUGAGGUUCACCACCCCUUUUGGUGGACUGACUAGGAGGGCAUAAUGCCUGGGAAACUCAGUCCUAUGCUUCCCUAUCUUUCUAUGUAUAGUUUUUUCCUUGUUUUGUUUCUUCUUCUCAGUCCUUUGGAGCUCUGUAACUUCAGCUGCCUUGAGCUGCUUGGAGGUGUGGUCUGAGGUGAUUUAAGCACUGCUGUAUUUGGCUCUUGAAUAAAAUAUAAUAAGAAUGAGAGUUGCUCCCACUUCUCCUGAAA
Molecule: messenger RNA, 1513 nt
Organism: Phoenix dactylifera (date palm)
Lineage: Eukaryota; Viridiplantae; Streptophyta; Magnoliopsida; Arecales; Arecaceae
Product: putative arabinose 5-phosphate isomerase
Biological process (GO): carbohydrate derivative metabolic process; carbohydrate metabolic process
Molecular function (GO): carbohydrate derivative binding; isomerase activity
Source: RefSeq, a predicted model, not a curated record